This is a messenger RNA of Sclerotinia borealis F-4128, 447 nucleotides long. The record is from the annotation of a GenBank genome assembly. NCBI's taxonomy places the organism in Eukaryota, Fungi, Ascomycota, Leotiomycetes, Helotiales, Sclerotiniaceae.
AUGUAUGAGCUUUCUAACGACGCGAUUGAGAUUAUAUAUUAUCAAUCCGAGGGAGUAAAGGAAUUCUUAGCUAUUGGAGGUAUAUGUUUUAUUGGUCUUGUGGAUCAGAACAUAGUAUUGAAGUAUGCGCGAAUCAAAGAUGAUAAGUUCGCAAAAGAAUCAUUCGACCGUGAAGCUCAAGUUUUUGAAAUCAUUGGAUCCCAUCUGUGGAUCAUUGGAUUCAAAGGACGUCAAGGAGAAUCAAUCUUGAUGGAGCGUGCUACGGGCGGUUCAUUGGGCGAAUAUCUUUCUGAGUAUGAAACAACUAUUCAACAACGGUUUCAUUGGGUUUACCAGUUCUGUGAAGCUGUGGAACACAUUUACGAUAAAGGAGUCAUCCAUUGCGAUCUCAAGGCCAACAAUGCUCUACUGGAUGACGACCUAAACGUGAAACUCUGCGACUUUUAG